AUGUCGACAAUUGACAUUGAAGAAGGCACCAAAAGCCCCGCCAAUAAUCCUGAUGUCAAAGAUGUGAACGUUUCGCAAACACUAGAUGCAGAAGACAAGCCUGAAGAAGGCUCAAUUGUUGCACCGGAUCAAUUCGAUGCGCGGUAUGAGACCAGCAGGAAAGAGAUUUGGUCUUAUUAUGCGUAUUACAUUGGAAAUAAUGGAUUGACGUUAUUCAACUUCGCACCAACAGCCUUCCAAAACCUCCUCUCCCAAGCCGCCGACUCCAACUCUCAGCUUUUUUUUGCCGGUAAACUGCGCUCCAUUAACAGCAUCGUCCUACUCUGCAACGGCAUUUCCUUUGCCAUCCAAAUUGUCGUAUUUUUAGUAAUCGGCAGCUUCGCUGACUUCGGCACCUGGCGACCUAACAUCCUAAUCGGACUAUCGCUCGUAGCCUGGGCCAUCGGAUUCGGAUGGUUGGGUGUCCACGAGGCCGGACAAUGGGAGGCAGCAACGGGGCUCUACAUCGUUGGACUGAUUGCGUAUCAAACGACCCUAACUUUCUGGACAGCUGCAUUUCCCGGUCUCGCACGUAAUACAGCAGAAAUGAAACGCGCUGCUGAUGAAUUGGUCUCUGGCGGUAUAACGCGCGACGAAUACGAUUUCGCAGAUACCAUGAAACGUAGCCAACUCUCCAACAUCGCCUUUUAUGUCCAGUCUAUCGGCGAGAUUUUUAUUUUGGCAAUCAUUGUGGGGAUUAUGUUUGGUCUCGACGUAAACGCGAGUGAGGCAAACAAUAAUUGGGGGUUGAGUGUAUUGAUCGCGUUUGCGUCGGGGGUGUGGCUCCUGUUGGCGAUUCCGUGGUUUGUGUACGAGAAGAGGAGACCGGGGCAAGACCCGGCACCACGGAACAUUUUUAUGGCGGGAUUGUGGCAGUUGUAUCAUGCCGGAAGGCAGAUUUUGAGGUUGAGGCAGAGUUUGAUUUAUCUCAUUGGAUACUUCCUCCUCGGUGACUCGCUGAAUACAACCGUCACCGUCAUCGGCACCCUCCAGAACAGCAUCGUAGCCUACAACACCCUGCAACUAACCUACCUCCUCAUCGUCGGUAUCGCCGCUCAGGCCGCCGGCAUCUACGCCUUCUGGUUCAUCCAACGCCACCUACACCUCUCCACAAAAACCAUGUUCAACAUCAUCGCAAUCGGCAUAAUCCUGCUCGACGGCUGGGGCAUGAUCGGAAUUUGGACCACCCGUUUCGGCUUCCACAACGAAUGGGAAGUAUGGCUCUACCAAGCCUAUUAUGGGCUGUUUGUCUGCCCCUGGUACUCGUACAGUCAAAUCAUGAUCUCCGAAGUGACUCCGCGCGGCAAAGAAUUUCUUUUCUUCUCGCUGUUUAGUAUUAUUGGAAAGACCAGCAGUUUCAUUGGGCCGAUUGUGUCGAGCGCGAUUAUUGAUGCGACUCCCAGCGGGAAUGAGUCGACGCCGUUCUAUUUUCUGUUUGCAUUGAGUGUGGUUAGUUUUGGGGUGUUAGCCGUGUUUGUGGAUUUGAAGAAGAGUCGGAAGGAGCAGGAGGACUUUUUGAUUGAUGAGGAGAGGAGGAGGGGUGCUUCUAUUCCUCCUGUUGUUUAG
Molecule: messenger RNA, 1605 nt
Organism: Talaromyces amestolkiae
Lineage: Eukaryota; Fungi; Ascomycota; Eurotiomycetes; Eurotiales; Trichocomaceae
Exons: 5
Coding region: 1-1605 (534 amino acids)
Source: RefSeq, a predicted model, not a curated record